This is a messenger RNA of Arxiozyma heterogenica, 1035 nucleotides long. It is a transcript of the gene ECM11, whose product is annotated as Ecm11p. NCBI's taxonomy places the organism in Eukaryota, Fungi, Ascomycota, Saccharomycetes, Saccharomycetales, Saccharomycetaceae. The coding region runs from base 1 to 1035 and encodes 344 amino acids. The transcript has a single exon. The record is from RefSeq and is a predicted model, not a curated record.
AUGGUAGUUGUUAAAACUGAACCAAAUUUGGAUACUUCUUAUAAAGCUGAAUUGGAUGUUGGUCCAAUUAAAGAUCAAUUCUUAUUUACGCCUAAAACCGAGAAAAGUGUUACUAGUAAUAAACUUUCAAUAUCGAAGAUCCCAAAUAGCCGCCCAUACACAAAUAAUAAAAAUAAAACUAUAACAACUCAUUACAAUAACAGUAAUAGUACCAAUAUUAAUUACAACAACAAGAGUGAUAAGAGUAGUACAGUUAAAGAUAAAGUUAAUUUCUCUGACUAUAUACUUUCGACUUCAAAUAUUGGUAAAAAUGAUACAGAUAACAAUGUUGUGACUAAUAAGAAUGUGAAAACUCAUAAGAAUGAUGCCACUCUUCUAGAAAAUAGAUCUUCUCCAGUUAUCAAAACUGAAUUAUUCGAUAAAAAUGUAUUUUCAUUAACAGAUAUGAAUAAAAAGACUAUAAAUAGUAGUAGUAACCACAACAAUGAGGAUAAUUUAAUGGACGAUAGUAAAGGACGUAAAGUGAGGAAAAGAUCUAAGAUUGAAAAUCUUAAUAUAACAGGUAAAUUGAAAAAGACUAAACAAUCACAAAUGUCGAUAAAUAGUCAUCUCGACACUACAAAUAUAAAACAGUUUGAUAAUGUUGAUAAUAUUCCUGUGGACCCAGGAAAGAAAAAAAAUUUUGAUGAGUUGUUGUAUGAAAGAAAAAACAUUCUUGCUACUGAAGAAGAGAAAGAAAAAUUGUUUGUCGAAUUGUUUGAAGAUGUAGAUCCUAACGAAGAAUUGGAUUAUUGUAAAGAUAUAAUUCAGUUUCCCUUGGAGAAAUGGUUGGAAUGGGGACAUAAUUUUACCAUUGAACAUGAAAAUUUAAUUGAAGAACUUAUGAAAACUAGGCUUGAUCUAAGUUAUAAAUUCCAGAUAGUAACUAGGACUAUGAGUGAUCGAUGUGACGCCUUAAUAAAUCAAGAAAAUCAUUUGGAUGGUAAAUUAAAAAAAAUUAAAAGUAUUGCUAAAAAUAUGCUUGAUAUAUUAUAA